AUGGUAGUGGCCAUGGUCAUGGUCGCCCUCCUCCCGUCGCCCGCAUCCGCCUCCCUCGCCAGCCGCACCUCCUCGGGCCUCCUCUACUACUACCCGUUUGCGGCGUGGGCAGGUAGCCAGCCGCAGUGGGCGCUCUCGGCCACCAGCUCUUUCUCGGUCGAUCCUCCGUUCCUCGUCUCAAACGCAACGUUCCAUCACUCGCUCUCGGCGUGGGCCCCGCCGCACGCUCUCGCUGUCUCGGCCGACACUGUUGCCGCAAAGCCCGUGGCGACCUCGGGCAACAUCCUCGACGCCCGGGCGAGGUUCGCCGGCUCGGUCCACACCACGGGCUUCUCGCUCGAGCUGUGGAUGACCCUUCCGGAUCCGCUGCCGGUGCCCGCGGCCAACGCCCGGCUCGCUGUCUUUUCUUCCGACAUUGUCGACGAGUGCGACGUCGAUGCUCCGCUGCAGCUCUACUACGCAGGCUCAGGCUCGGUCGUCCUGCGCCUGGCGCAGAGCAACGCCGGCUCGCCGUACUGCACCACCAUUGUGUCGGCUGCAGGCGUGCUCACUGCCGGCGGAACCCAUCACUUGCUUGUCUCUGUACCUGCUGCAGACACCGCUGCUGCCCCCUACGGCAACAUCCGCCUCUACGUCGACUCGGUCCUCGUCUCGAGUGACGGAGCCGAGACUGAGCUUGUCUCGCCGCUCACUGGCGGCGCUUGGGACGGCUUUGGCAGCAAGACGCUCACCCUUGGCUCUACCGGCCAGGGCGCCAGCGUCUUCCGCGGGCUCAAGUUCCACCAGGCUGCCAUCUACGGCAAGCCGCUCUCCGACAGCGAGCGCGCGCUCAACUACGCAGUUGGCCCGUACAACAACCCGCCGACCGCAGCGUCCGCCACCGUCGCCGCCGUCGAGGACACCGACACCGUGGUGACCCUCGCCGGCUCAGACGUAGACGUCGGUGACAGUGCAAGGCUCGCCUUCCGUGUCGCCUCGCUCCCCACCGCCGGCACGCUGUACCAAGCGCUCGUCGCCGGCUCGCCGCCGUCUGUCUCGAUUGUCCGCGGCGCCGCCAUCACCACCGCAGGCACUUCAGUCACCGACGCCGGCGGCCGGGUAGUCUACGUUCCGCCGCCCGAUGCCCACGGCACCUCCCUGGCCUCGUUCACCUUUGCCGCGACAGAUGGCGAGGCGUGGUCAGCCGCGGCGCCGAUCGUCUUUGACGUCUCGUCGGUCAACGACGUGCCCCGCGUCACUCUCGCCACGCCCGGCACCCUCACCGGCUACUGGGCCGCUCCGCUUGACGUCUCGGCCUUUACCGUCAGCGACGCCGAGGACGACAUCCUCACCGUGACCGUAGCAGUCCAGCACGGCCACGUCAGCAUUGCGGCCGUCGGCGGCCUCACCCUCACGGUCGGCGCCUUCACCGGCGCGCCAGCCAUCACCUUUGCCUGCGCGGUCGCAGACUGCAACACCGCUCUGGCGUCAAUGUCGUACACCGCGCUGGCGGCAACCGCUGCUCUAGCCACCUCGGACGCGCUGACCGUCUCAGUCACCGAUGUCCACGCCGGCCUCGCCGCGUCCGCGGCGUCGGUCUCCAUCAACACCGCCGCCGCGCCGCCGACAGUGGUGGCGCCUGGCCCCGGUCCGCUCACCGUCGCUGUCUCGGACACGCUCACGAUUACCGGCCUCUCGGUCACUGCCGCGAACACAGCGACAAGCACCCGCCAGUUGAGCUGCACCCUCGCCACAGCCUCCGGCCUCAUUACGCUGCCGAGCCUCGCAGGCUCGGGCGCAAGUGUGAGCCAUGGCUCAGCUGCGGCGGCGACCUCGGUGACAGUCGUCGGAACUGCCGCGCAGGUCACCGCGGCAUGGGCGAGUGCCACCUACCGCACCCUCCUUGCACCACCUACCGGCUCGCCGGGCAGUGACACUCUCACCGCCAGCUGCGGCCUGUAUCUCGUCGGCACGCUCUUCCCACCCGGCGCCGCAGCAGUGAGUGACUCGGUGGCCAUCCACGUGCCGGUCCUCUCGCCGCCGACCAUCAGCGCUCCUGGUGCACCGUACACCAUGGCUGCAGGCGCAGCGUUCUUCACGUUUGCACCGCCGCUCACGGUGGCUGACCCGGACGCUCCGGCGUCGUCCAAACUCGCGCUGACCAUAUCGGUUGACGUCGGCUCGUUCUCGUUUGGCUCGCUCGGAUCAGCUUCGCUGCUUGUCGGCAGCGGGCGUGCCGACGAGGCCGCCAUUGUCGUCGGCACCGCUGCCGAGAUCAAUGCUGCGCUGGCCACACUCUCGUACACGCCAGGCGCAAACCCAGACGGCGCCGCGUCGGGCGUCUUUACCCUCGACGUCGCCGAGGGCGCGCCGGGCUACUUUUCUUUCUCGCUCAACGUGCCGGUAAGCCUGCCUCCCACGCCGGCAGGCGCGUACGUCAUCUCGCAGCCGGCGGUCGUCGCACCGCAGCUGCUCACGCCGGUCCCGGUCGGGCCGGCUGUCGAGCUCUCGUCGCCGGUAGCGUCAACAGGCGCGCCGGCGGUCCUUGUCUCGGUCACCGCCGCGGCAGGCGUGUUCUCGUUCGGUGGAACGAGCCUGCCGGCCGGCGCCGUCUUUGUCCGCGGCGCGCCGACCGGUCUCCACACCGACCUCGCCUUUACUGCCGCGGUCGAUGACGCCAACAUGGUCCUCGACGCCCUCAUGUACACCGCCAUCACCCGCGGCAGCGACACCAUCCAGGUCACCGUUCGGCAUGCUGGCUCGCCGCGUGACAGCGACGACGCUACCGCCAGCAUGCCAGCAACCACGAUCAACCCGCCGCCGCCGCCGCCGCCGUCACCGCCGCCGCCUCCACCGCCGUCGCCGCCGCCGUCGCCGCCGCCGCCGCCGCCGGUAGUCGCCGCCGUCCCGCCGCCGCCCGAGGUCUCGGACUCAACUCGUGCAGUCGUCUUUGUCCUCGUUGGCCUCGCCGUUCUCGUCUUUUGCUUUGGCGUCGUCUGCUACUGGUGCGCGCGGUCCAAGACCGAGAACGUUCCGGACUUUACUCAUCUCGAGUUGUUCGAGAAGGUCGAGGAGGGUCACGGCAGCGCCGACGCUACCCAGCCGGCGCCGCGCUCGGCCGAGUCUGACAACGAGCCCGAGCCCCCAGUCACAGCUGAGCGUCAGCGGCGGACGCCGGCAAAGCCAAAGCCGGAACCGCAAUCCGAGCCUCAGCCGGUGCCACAGCCGGCACCAGUGCCACAGCCGGCGCCGGUGCCCGGGUCGACCGCGCCCGAGACCGAGGCCAGAGCCGAGACCGAGACCAAGGCCGAGGCCGAGAACAAGAAGCGCCGCCGGCGGUCGUCACGCCGCAGCGCUGCUGGUGAGGCCGGUGCCUCAUCCGCAAGUGCCAGUGCUGCAGCGGGCUCUCAGCCGGUCACCGCCUCAGCCGUCGCGGCCUAUCAGCUCUCGUCCUCUGACGACGGCGGUGAUGCCGGCCCACUGACGGUGUCGGACAUCACAGUCACAACCGGUCGGCUCGACGAUGUGACAGAGCGUGAGCUGCGCAAGGUCUUCUCGCUCCUCGAUGCUGACGGAUCCAACGCGGUUGAUGCAGCAGAGCUCGGGACGGUCCUGGUCCGGCUGGGACAUACGCCGUCGGAGGAGGAGGUUCAGACGCUGCUGAUGCAGAUGGACUCGGACGGCGAUGGCCUCGUCUCGCUGCAGGAGUUUCUGGCAACCAUGCGGAGCUGGCUCUCCGAGGACGAUGAGACGCAGCGCGGGGUGAAGCGCAAGGCUACCGCAGGGCUCUCGGCAGACGUGGCCCGGUUCGACAUCCACCGCCGGAUUGCGCGCUACUUUACCCAGUUCCAGGUCGCGCGCGCAUCCGACUUUGACGACGUCCGCGCACGGCUCCGUCCGUGGCUUGCAGACGCCGACAUCGAGACCAUGGUGGCAGCGGGCAGCGCCGGCGGCGCCGAAAUCGACGUACCUGGCUUGGUCACCGCGGAGGCGUCUGCCGCCGACAAGGCCGCAUUUAUGGAGGUCUUCCGCGGCGGCUCCCUCGAUGAGCUGUCCAAGAGCCUCGCCAAGGCCAAGACAAUUGAUCAAGCGCAAGAGCUGAUGGAGGUGGUCAACAACUUGCUCCGCAUCAUGGUGCUCUUUGCCACACCAAGCGAGCGCCGCGAGGUGGCGGACGACAUCCUGGCCCUCUUUGACAUGCUCGACAGCCACAUCCCGCGCUUUGUCCACUUUCUCUCCUUCAACUCGCCGGCGCUCCAGUGGGAGGUUGCGCGUGCGCUGCGGUACAUGGCCGGCGGCCCAUCCGUGGCGCUGGUGCCGGAAGAGAGCAACAUGGCGCUCGGAACCGAGUACUUUAAGUCGCGGAUGGUCGCUGCCGGCGUCCUCCCGCUCCUCGUCACCCUCCUCGAGUCGACGUACUCGGGCCUCCGCGAGGCCGCCAUGCAGACGCUGGGUGCCAUUGCGCGGCGGCACGAGACGUACCGCACCGCAGUCAUCGAAGCUGGCGCGCUCCUUCCGCUGGUGGCGUCGUUUGUUGGCUGCCUGGCGCCGUCACGCCCGCGCGGCUUUGUCGCCCGCGGCACGUGGGUGCUCGCCAUUCUCUGCGGCGCGACUCACGAGUCGCCGCCCGCCUGGGACGAUGUUGGAUCUGCCGUCACCGUCCUCAUCGAUUUGCUCCUCGAAUGGGGCCGGACCGAGAUGCCCGAGUCGGCGCUGGCCAACGUGCUCUACGGCCUUACCUUUGUUCUACCAGGCGUGAGCCACAAAGUCACUGCCCAGGUGUGGAGCAAGCUGCUGCAUCUUGCGCGGAGCAGCAAGGCAAGCGUCGCCGCCGCGGCGCUCGACUGCGUGGCUCGCCUCUUGGUCGACGACGACAUCAUGGACGCGCUGCUGCGGGAGCGGCUCUUUGAGAUCCUUGCUGAGGUUCUUUCGGCGGAGCAAAGCACGAGUUCGGUGCUCGACGCAACGCUGCGGGUGCUGACAGUUUUGGUCGGGCUCAAGCGUGCUGUGUAUGGUGUGCUGGAAGCCAAGCUGGUCCCGAGGCUGGUCGAGCUAGUCGUCGAGGCGCCUGCGCAGCGGGCGCGGGCGCUGCAUGUUCUGCGGCUCUGUGCGCAGGGCUCGCCGGCCCAAGUCCGGCUGCUCGUGCACGAGUUUUCGCUCAUCGCGCUCUUUGCCUCGUCCCUCACCCUCUUUCUCGAGCACGACAGUGUGCUCCAGUACGUGUACGGGUACUCGGGCCCGGCACUCAACUACGACCUUGUUCUCGACGCGCUCGCUGGGCUAACCGCCAUCCUCGAGUCGGGGCACGCCGCGGUCGAGGUUGGUGCCGCCACCGUCAACGAGCACGCGCUGCUGUUCACCACCACCGACUGUGCCGCGCUCGGCCAGCUGAUGGAAGCACUUGUGAGCUCCACGCCGAGUGCGGUAGUGGCGGCGUGGCGGAACCUGGUGCCGGUCGGCCAGAGCGCAGCGGAAGAUUUGGUCUUCAACAUCCUCGCCGUUGUCGCCGAGGCGGCGGGCAGCCGGCCAAGCGAUCUGGUGGCGGAAGAGCUGAGCAGCUGCGCAGGUGUGCUCCUGCACAAAUACUUUCGCAACCGACCGCAGGCGCGAACAAUGCAGGUCUCCGACCCUCAACCGGCGCGGCGGCUGCUGAUCAAGUGCGCGGCGCGCGGCGAGGAAGAGGUGCGUGUUCUGGACCUGCCGCGCGAGGCCACGUUCGCGGAUCUGGCUGCCGGGCUGGCAGAAAAGUACGGCCAGCCCAUGGUGGCCAAGUUCCGCGACGACGACGGCGAUGUGGUGGCCAUCGGGUCGGACGCCGAGUUCCUGGCGGCGCUGGAGCACUUUCGCGGCAAGGUUGCGCCAAAGCUCGAGGUGAGCGCCAAGCCGGCAUCGCGGGCCCCGAGCCCGGAGGCAAGCCGAGCCGAGCGGCCGCGAGCGGUGAGCCUUCGGACCGAGUCGGUCCGCCACAAGUACGAGCUGUUCGAGUCGCUGGGUAGUCUGGCGGCGCCCGCACUCGCCACCGUCCUCGAGCUCCACGACAAGUGGGUGGCCCGCACCGGAUCGACCCAGGGCAAGCUGACGAUGGACCAGUUUUCCGACGGCCUGCGCCAUCUUGGGUGCACCGACCCGGUCGUCAUUGCCGAGCACUUUCGCGCCUUUGACGCCGACUCGUCGGGUGCCAUCGACUUUCGCGAGUACCUCGUCGGCCUCUUGGCCCAUGUCGGCUCCUCGACCGAGGAGGAGCGGCUGCAGGUCAUGUUCCGGACGUACGACAGCAACGGUGACGGGUUCCUCUCGCGCGAUGAGCUGUACGCCAUGUUUGUCUCGGCCGAAAAGGCGCAGGCGACGUACACUGGCGACCGCGACACGUGGGAGCUUGUCGACGCCACACUCGGUGCGCUCGAUGCCGACGGUGACGGCCGCAUCUCGCUCGAUGAGCUACGUGCCGGCGUCGCCUCGGGCAAGUUGCAGCUGUUUGUAGUCGAGUAGUCGUAGCCUCCCUCCUCAACGAUACAGUACAUGAUGCAGCUUCCA
Messenger RNA from Thecamonas trahens ATCC 50062, 6513 nucleotides. RefSeq names its product guanylate cyclase activator 1A. Bases 1 to 6468 code for a protein of 2155 amino acids. NCBI's taxonomy places the organism in Eukaryota, Apusomonadida, Apusomonadidae. The record is from RefSeq and is a predicted model, not a curated record. The transcript has 2 exons. Gene Ontology annotation, molecular function: calcium ion binding; protein binding.